AUGGACUUCCCGCACGCGCAGAUGCAAGCGACGCUGGCAGCGACCAACUUCUCGCCAAAAUCAGUACCGUCGCUAUACCCUCAGCUUGCCAAGUCACAGAAGAAUUUGCAUCGCAAAGACAGCUUCGUUCCGAAACCUCCCAAAGUGCAGGAGAACACUAGCGAUAAUGGGUGCGACGACCAAGGACAGCGCCAGGCUUAUCGCAAGAGUAGCAUCAAGAACUUUGGCAGUCUCUUCGCGCGCAACCGUAGUAGUAUCGCUAGUACUAGCCCAUUGACGCAGGUCAUGAGCUCCGAGUCCGAGGGCAGAGACACAAGCGUUGAGACCGAGCGCGCAAGUCAGCAGACCACACUCGUCAGCUCGGACAUUCCGUCUCCUAGUAAUAUCAUGACUGUUGCCGAGAGAGAGAAAAUCCGCGAGCGUCACCGAAAGUUUGUCAAGCUCCAAGGCCUCGGACACGACCACCCUACCGUCUUCACCGCCGACCCAGGUGACUACUCUCAAUAUGACUACGACGACAGCGUCGAUAAUCGGCGCUUCAGAGACGAAUGCGGAGAAUGCGAAGGCACACACGUCGCCCACGAUCUCGCCAGUCCUACACCCAGCAGUCGCCACCGUCGCAACGAGUCCCUGCACGUCAACCUCAGUGCAGAAGAAGUGAGGAAGUACGCCGACGAAGUCCGUAAUAUGACCAUCGCCGACGUCCACCUCUCUCUCUUCGGCUACUGGAUCAAAGAGAGCGACGAGCACUUCCAGGAGGCCAAGAAAUAUCUGAGAGAGUUGGGUCUUGACCGCGGCUACAACCUCUCCCGCCUCAACAACUUCUGCCUCGAAGAACUCUGCCGCGACGUCCACGACAUCCGCCCCUCGUACGCUAAGCCCACUUCACAAAUCCUCCUCCAUAGAUGCGCACGCAUUGGGAACUUGCCGCCCGACCGCCCUAUGCCACUCGCGUUCCGCUCCCCAAGUUCACCCGUAGGUUUCUUGCCGUCGCCCUCGCACUCCUCUGUCUUCUCCUCGCCUGGUCCGCCGCCCGUAGGGGCUUCAGAUGAGUUGUCUCUGCGACCGUCCUCGGUGACGUCGUAUGAUUUGUUCUACGAUGAGACGACAGACUGGAAUAUCAGCGUUGCGGGCAUCUAUCAGCAGGUGGUUGAAUUGGAGGAUGUCGGUCAGAUCGAUAGGAUUAUUUCUGAUCUGCAGAACAUGAAGGCUUUGUACUCUGAGGAGACCUGA
Alternaria novae-zelandiae is the source of this 1233-nucleotide messenger RNA. RefSeq lists its product as uncharacterized. The record is from RefSeq and is a predicted model, not a curated record. Bases 1 to 1233 code for a protein of 410 amino acids. The transcript is spliced from 4 exons. Lineage: Eukaryota; Fungi; Ascomycota; Dothideomycetes; Pleosporales; Pleosporaceae.